Messenger RNA from Ylistrum balloti, 1752 nucleotides. RefSeq names its product cilia- and flagella-associated protein 100-like. NCBI's taxonomy places the organism in Eukaryota, Metazoa, Mollusca, Bivalvia, Pectinida, Pectinidae. The record is from RefSeq and is a predicted model, not a curated record. The transcript is spliced from 15 exons. The coding region runs from base 1 to 1752 and encodes 583 amino acids.
AUGGCUGACUCACCCAACAGGUCCAAUGCUGGAUCUCCAGAUACAGAUGCUUCAGGCAAAAAAUCACGGCAAGCUAUUUCUGGACAAUCAGGACGGGUAACCUUUCCUAACUCAGCAAAAUCUGGAUCAAGUCGUUCCAUAAUGUCAGUGGAUGACCCAGGCACACAAGGGAACCCAUUCAAGAUGGCCCCAGAUAGUGACAUCUUUGUUUUGCGAGACAAGGAGCGACAAAGAAAAAAGCAGGAAAGACUACGACAAAGAGGAUUACAUGUGCAUGAGAAAACAACGUAUUCAUCAAAAGUGAACUUCCGCACAGCUUCCAUGAUCCGACCAGCUGACUCAGAUGAGGAAAAAGAUGGUGAAGAUGGUGACAAAACUGUGUCCGUUAAAGAUGACCCACAAUACACAAUCAGAGUGACCAGAGAUCGCCAUGUAGAAAAGGAGUCCCUGGCAGAGUAUAUUGCUAAGAAAAGGGAAAUGUUUCUUGUACAGUACUCACUGGGUGUAAAGCGUGAUGAGAUGAAGAAGCUUGAAGAGAUGGCACAAAAGGAGGAAAAGAAACUAGAGCUGGCAGAACAGUACCUAGAAGAAGAUGCUGCCAUGUUUGAUGAAUUUCUCAAAGAAAAUGAUGCCAACUCGGCAGAAGCAGUGAGAGAAGCAGAGAAUGAAACAAAAGCAAAACUGGAAAAAGUAGCAGAGGUCAAGAAAAUUAACACACAGAUGAUGACCAUAAAAUCUGAAAUUUCCAAAAAUGAAGAUACGUUGAAGGAAUAUCAACUUUACAGGAAGUUUCUGGACAGCCUUACACCUCAGGAAAUAAGAGAAGAGAGAGAUCUCAAGAGACAGAAGAGAAGAGAGGAAAAACAACGAGAAUAUGAGAAGAAUAUGCAGGCUAUGAAGAAAAGUGGCGCAGCCUUAGCAAGUGACAAAGGGAAGAAGAAGGUACCAUCAAAAACAGAUGGUGUACCAAAAACAGGAUCAGCUAUCAAAAAAUCAGACCAGGAUAGUGUGAUAUCAGCGAUGAUAGAAUCGGAUGAUGAUAGUGAUGAAGAAUUGGAUUUGUACUUCAAUGACCCCCACCAAUUAUUAGAUAUAUUUGCUGAAUUAGAGGAGCAGAAUCUAUCAUUAAUUCAAAAUAGUCAAGAAACAGAAGAAGCAUUAGAAGAAAUGAAACAAACCAUAAAACAAACCAAAAUUAAAAUGGAGAAAGAAACGCAAAUAUUAAAAGAUCAAAUAGACAAAUUAAACUCACAGAUAGAUAAAGAAGCAGUACGAGCUGAGGAUUUAAAAAUCAAAGCCAAAAUGUUUUCAUAUGGUGAGUUUAAGGCUGAGGACCAGGAGAAGAUGCUACAGGCUCUGAACAAGAAGGUGGAAGAAGUAUACAGGAGUUGUAUUGGUGACAAUGAGGCAAACAUUAGUACAUUACAGAUGCUUACCAACAUAGAAAAUCGACUCGAGGAAUUGUUUGAACAAAUUGAAACAAUGCCUCAGGACAAAGUGGAGGCAGCAGAAAAGGCUAAGGAGAAGGAGAGGCGACUGAAGCUGAGAGAGGAGAAAAUGGAACAACAAAGACUUCACCAGGAGGAACGUGUCCGGAAAGCACUGGAGAGAGCCAAGGCAGAACCAAAGAAACAGACUGGAAGGAAGCUUGUGUUCAGAUCAGAACCACCAAGACACAAAAAGAAAGAGGACGAAAGAGAUGACCAGGCAUCGAGAGAGGAGGAAGAGCUAGCAUAUUUCUUCCAAUAUUGA